AUGCUCACUGACGCUUCUGACUAUUUUCCGGAUCCACAGCAGUUUUCUUUCAAGGAAUAUUCGUUUGAAACAAAUGAAACCGAAGAAAAGCAAUACUCAGGAGCAGUGGAGAGGCUUGCAGGGACGGGUGAAAAUGGAUAUGGAAAAAGCUUUGUAAAAGGAAAACAACGGAACAGGAAGAAAUGGGAACGAGGCUUAAGCGGCAGUAGUGCUGUAGGGCAAGUACUACUUGGUCCGCUACAGCUAGCUGACAACAUCAAUAAUUGCUGUUUGGCUGAAAAGCGCACUCGGCUGCUGCACUGCUUUUAG
Gongylonema pulchrum is the source of this 309-nucleotide messenger RNA. The record is from the annotation of a GenBank genome assembly. Lineage: Eukaryota; Metazoa; Nematoda; Chromadorea; Rhabditida; Gongylonematidae.